Ornithodoros turicata is the source of this 3602-nucleotide messenger RNA. RefSeq lists its product as uncharacterized. The record is from RefSeq and is a predicted model, not a curated record. NCBI's taxonomy places the organism in Eukaryota, Metazoa, Arthropoda, Arachnida, Ixodida, Argasidae. The coding region runs from base 254 to 2128 and encodes 624 amino acids. The transcript is spliced from 16 exons.
UGUGACGUGCCUGCAACGGUACAUACUAGAAAUAUAUGUGUCGUGCACCUGCUUAGCACAUUUUAUAAAUUUCAAUCACUUUCCUCAAAUACAGGCAGAACAAUGUGUACCAGAAGGUGACAGCCUAAACGGUGACAGUGCAUGUGCCAGCUUAGUCAGUCACGCUUCUUCCUUUGGAAAUGAAGAGAGCGGUUAUUCAUCUCACACCCAACCUGCUUCCCCUGUGCUUACAUCUCAGUCUCCCAGUCCCGACAUGACACCUACAACCGUCCUACAGUGCAUGAACUGUGGGUGCAGGCAGCCCAACAGCGUACCUUUGACUGAAGAAAAAGGGACCCAGUACAGUUUGCCAAGAGAGUCGAAGUGGACCCAAACAACAGUUGUCCAAACUAGGAGAGUCGGCACACAAGCAAAUCAUAAUGCCAAAUCUCUGCAAACAUCGUCAACUCAAACAAGUGAAGACUUCUGUGAACCUGGGCCACAGCACUCAGGCAUUCAAUGGGAACCAAAACGGUGCUCUACACCAGUUAUGAAUGAUGUGACAGAGACCACUAUCGGUGACACUGACAAUCCAGCAGACACCACCUAUGUACCACAACACGACAGCCUUCUUGGUUCUUGCAGUGAUAGCCCUCAAGCCAGCAGUGUCAGUCCCCAGGAGGAGAGAAAAUAUAUAAUAUUCGAAAGCAAGCUGAAAGAACUGUUUCGUUCCUGCACCACAUGCUUGAACCCAUGUACUACAAGCUUCAGCUGUGUUGGUUCCCUCCUCCGAGUUGAGUCCUGCUGCGUAGAUGGUCAUACGUUUGUUUGGGAGAGCCAGCCAUACAUAUCAAAUAAGCCUGCUGGAAACGUCCUGCUGUCUGCAGCAAUUCUGUUUAGCGGAGCAAGUCCCACUCCAACACUGCGGAUGCUCAAACUGAUAAAUGUCAAGAUCUUCUGUGAUCACACGUUUUUCAACUACCAGCGAGGAUACCUUCUACCAGCAAUAACUGAGGUAUGGACACAGCACCAAGCGGCACUCCUGGUUGAGUUGCAGGGCAAGGAAACCGACUUGGCUGCUGAUGGAAGAUGCGAUUCUCCGGGCCACAACGCAAAGUACCUAUCGUACAGUUUCUAUGAUGGGAAGCUGAACAAGGUUGUCCAUACAGUACAGGUUCAGUCAAAUGAAGUGGCAUCAAGCUACCACAUGGAGCUGGAAGCACUGCAGCGUGGCCUUGAAGAACUGCAUGAUUUCAACGUCGGUGUACGGUCUUUGACAACAGAUCGGCAUCCCAGUGUACGGAAAUACAUGCGUACAUCACACCCAGAGGUUAACCACCAGUUUGAUGUCUGGCACGUUUCCAAAGGCAUUCGAAAGAAGCUGAUGAGUGCCAGCAAAGGAAAAGGUUGCGAAGCACUUGAGCUAUGGUCAAAGCCUGUGGUGAAUCAUCUGUACUACUGUGUCACCCACAGCGAAGGAGAUGCAGAGCGUGUGUUAUCGAUGUGGAAGAGCCUUAACAAUCAUGUGUGCAACAUUCAUGAGGGCCAUGAAGGCCCAUAUCCACGCUGUCUGCACCCUGUCCUGGACGAGAACGACCGACCAUGGCUCAUUCCUGGGUCACAGCCUCAGAAGAAGCUAGCAGAGAUAACCCUGGCAAAAUAUCUGUUGAAGGAUAUUCCAAAGCUUUCUCCUGAUGUUCAGACAUCAAACUUGGAAGCAUUCCACAGCCUUCUCAUCCGGUUUGCUUCCAAGUCUGUUGGGUAUGGCCCCAAAACUAUGAAAUGCAGGACGCAGCUAGCCAUCCUGCAUUUCAAUGAAAACUCCAACAGGGCCCAUGCUUUCACAGAAGAUGGAGAACUGCGCUACCUAAUGAAGCGAUCGAAGGUGUACUCUGGAGAGUAUGUUGCGCUGCCCAUCAAGGAGGAGCCUACCUUCAAUUAUGCUCGCAAGCUUCUGGACAAGGUGGUAGAGCUCUGCCAUAAAUGGCCUACAUUUGAUGACGCAUGGGCUGCAAACCCUCCCGAUGAACUGCCUAGUCUAACGAAGAACGAGCCCCCUGUAGACAAGAGGGCACUUGUAGAGGCCAGGCAACACCGUCUAGAGAUGUGUCGCUGCUGCCUGUGCAAGGAAGAUUCGCAAAGUACGUGAACCAUCCAGAUGCUGUAUUGUCAAAAGUGCAUAGCACAUAACAUACUAUCCAUGAAGACUUCUUCACACAGACACAGAAGACGACACACUGUAGGUCUAAAUCCAGUGUAGUACGUUGAAGGGGACUUUUCCCGAAUUGCCCACACAACACAUGAUGGCAGCACAUGACGGUUCCCUUCGCCAAGGUGCCCCCAGAGCCAGGAUGCACACUGCCGGUCUGCUGCUUCAUGGCCGUGGGCCAGCAUGUCAUUUAUUGAACUUGACACUGGAAAUGACACAUUUUGUUUGACAACUUCAAUUUGAGCUUUCAGAAAGCAGCUUGCAGCUUUCAGAGAAACAGUGACUACCUAUAUUACUCUGACACUCAUGCAAUCACCUCUGGAAGAGAACAUUACGGAUGGUCUGGAGGAAUGCAUGUGGAGACAUCUGAAGACUCUAAACAAAUUUUAUGAAAUGGUAAUGCAGCUGCGUUUGUGUUUCACUGGUACGUUGGAGUCUUACAAUUUCCCUUUGACUUUUGUUGCGCAUGAGAGCAUCGUCAUGGAUGGCCUGGAAGAAUGCAUGUGGAGACAUCUGAAGACUCUAAACAAAUUUUAUGAAAUGGUAAUGCAGCUGCGUUUGUGUUUCACUGGUACGUUGGAGCCUUACAAUUUCCCUUUGACUUUUGUUGCGCAUGAGAGCAUCGUCAUGGAUGGCCUGGAAGAACGCAUGUGGAGACAUCUGAAGACUCUAAACAAAUUUUAUGAAAUGGUAAUGCAGCUGCGUUUGUGUUUCACUGAUUACUGAGAACACUUUUUCACUGAUACUUGGUACAGAGGUACAUGCUACUGUUCCUUUGUGUUGGGCAAUGAUCUUCUAAGGAACUGCGACAGACAAAUCGAGGGAGAAGCUUUUCACAGUAACAACAACUUGGAGAGUGUGUGUGACGGGAAUAUAUUUCUGUAUCCCUGGGCCUGAUUGUGAUGAUACACAUCAAAGGUCUGUUGCUACAAACAACAGGCUGCUCCUGAGGCAUUUCUGUGCAUAAAAGACAGAAUUUUCUCUGAAGUGUAAACAUGCUCUUGCUAUCCAAGACCUCGUGUACCAGUGAACACGCCUACUUGUGAAUGCUGAAUUUUGCUUUGAGGGCAUGUUUCUCGCUCAACAGGCAUAUCAGAACAUCAUAUGAACUGCCAGUCCUUGAUAAACUACAACCUGUUCUAAAGAAUUCAUAAAAGCAAGGCAUGAAUGCAAAAAACUUGUUCUUGUCUCUUGGUAGUGAGUAAUGUGCAUAGUUGUUUGUUAUUGUGUCUAAACAGAGUGACUUGUAGCAAUAUCUGACUUCUCCAUUACAAAGUGCACAUGAACGUAUCUAUGAAUGAUAAUAAAAUAAUUCGAGGCUUUAUAUCGUGAAACAACUGUGAUCCUAUCUGUGAAUGACUUAUUGCUUGCAGAAUAAUAAUUACCACUGUGAGUACAACUAAUAAAAAGUUCA